AAUAAACUGUGUAUCAUCAUGUUGAGACUAUAUUGUUCCAUUUCUGCUUCCGUUUCAGAAGCUCCUGAUUGUGAUGCUGGCAUGUCCAAUAACAGCGGACACAUUGUUCCCAAUCAGGAGGAAGAGUCUGAGCCAAUGGAAGAUGAUAAUUCCACCUCUUCCAGUCUUCCAUCAGAACUCAACAUCUCUGAAUUUGGCUCAGAUGUUGCCAAUAAAAUACAGGGCGCAGAAGGACCAUCUACCAGCCCUGUUGAGCCCGGAUCUCCCUCACUUGAUCAAUUCAACCUGGGUCAAGUGUUGGGAGAAGGAGGAUUUGGGAAGGUAUUCCUAGCCGAGCACAAGAACACCGAAGUGCUAUAUGCCAUCAAGGCCCUAAAAAAAGAACAAGUUUUGAAAAGGGGCAACUUGGACAGUGUCUUCCAUGAGAAGGAAAUCCUCCAGAGGGUGAGUUCUGCUAACCACCCGUUCCUAGUGUCAUUACAUGGAACCUUCCAGACGGCGUCACACCUGUUCUACGUCAUGGAAUAUCUACCUGGAGGGGACAUGUGUGACUUUAUAAGAUCAGUGGAACUAGAAGAACCUGACGUCAUGUUUUACACCGCAUGCGUUGUCCUUGGCCUGGAGGCAUUACACCACCUUGGCAUUGUCCAUAGAGAUCUGAAGCUGGAGAAUUUGCUGUUGGACCGGGAUGGCUACCUUAAGAUCGUAGACUUCGGCCUCAGCAAAGACAGAUUUGGAUACAGCGACCGCACUAACACCAUGUGCGGCACAAGAACAUACAUGGCCCCGGAGAUCUAUUUGAAACAUGGAUACGGCAUGGCCGUUGACUGGUGGGCCCUAGGAAUUACCAUUUAUGUUAUGCUCCUGUAUGAGUUACCAUUCAACAACAAGGAUCCAGUCGAGCAAAUGAAUAGCAUCCUCUAUGAUGACAUCAUAUUACCGGAAGACCUAUCAGAGGAUGCCUGUACUCUAAUACAAGAACUGUUAGAGAAAGAUCCGGAAUUUCGCCUCGGUUCGGGUGACGCCGGGGCUGAAAUGAUUAAAGAGCACCCCUUCUUUAGAGAUAUGGACUGGGACCAUCUGUUACAGCGAAGAAUAACAGCUCCAUAUGUACUGGGCAACGAAGACCACCUGGAGAGCCGCGAGAACCCUGAAUGCCAAGCUCCAGCACUGACACCGCCUGCUGUAAGGAUUCCAUCAGAGCUGCAAGAGGCAUUCAGAGGAUUCUGAAAGAACAUCAGUUACCGCUGAAUGAACAUCUGAUAAGUAGACGGAAUAGAUGGGGAGGGUGGAGGGCCAGUCCAUAUCCAUAUAAGAAGUCCAUUCAUAUAAAGUGAUGCUCAGGUGUCCCACCUCAGUAAUCUCUGGCUGAGUAGGCUAAUGUAGGAAUAGUUUUCUCACACUUUGUAGAAUAUUCUAAAACCUUACCUGUAUAAAAGGCAAGUAAGAUCUAGUGGCAAGGUAAGAAACAGUGUAUUUAGUUAGUUAGGGAUUUUCUUUGCCUAAAAUGUUCCUUAGGUUAUGGAUAGCACUGGGUUGCAGCCAAUUGAGGUAUUAGUUAACACACAGGGCCCCUAAAAAUUUGUGGUGUGUGAUGAUCAUGAUAAUUCAUCUUACCUACUGAUGAUUUCAUCUCUCCUUCUGAUGCCACAAAGUUAUUUUUUCACUAAUGCCUCAUAAGCUGCCAUUGUUAUCUGUAUUUCUAGGAAACAUUUUAGAUUUUACUAGUUUUUUUUAAAGUGAUUUUUGCUCGAUUUUUUGUUUGCAGUUGUAAAAAGAAAGCAAUAGAUUGGGCCAGUUUGCAUUUCAAUACUAUAUAAUAUUUGUAGCCUUUUUAUUUAUUAUGGAUAGUAAAUAGUACUGUGCUGAAGGCAUAGCUGAGAUGCUUGGAGAGAAACAGGGAACUUGAUUGAACUGACAAAGUACUGAGGCUACCUUUAUUUCUGGGCAGUAAAUAUUUUGUUCUUAGCUGCCUAGCGCCACAGCUGCAAAAAGCCGAAUGCCUACACGAACAGCGAGCAUGAUUAGACUUGGCGUCACCUCUUUAGCAAAUGCCACAAGCUUUAUAGUUGGCAUCUCAAAUACUCACCUUUCAGAGCAGUGAAGUACAGAUGAAACUAAAGGGUCAAAAGAUGCUCCACUAAACAGAUAAACGCCAAAGCACAGAGAACUGCGUCCACAAUUCUGCAUGGAAUGGCAUCUCCAAAUAGCUGCAGAUAUGAGACACAGAUGUGAGAGAGAGAUGUGAGACACAGAUGUGAGACAGAGAGUUGCAACAGUCAAAAGAAAUCUUAUUCCGCGAUGAAGAUCAUAGAUUGUAUAAUGAACAUUGUACCAAACACUCAUCGGAGUCUGUGUGAAGAAAGAAGCCUGUACCCCACCUGCAAACCCCCACCCACUUUUCCUCCCCUAAUAGGCACCAUUUCAUACAUAACUUGUUUGUUCUGCUCACUUUAUGUAUAUUAAAAUACAAAUAAAAAAAUCUUGCUUUUCAAGAA
Molecule: messenger RNA, 2498 nt
Organism: Xenopus tropicalis (tropical clawed frog)
Lineage: Eukaryota; Metazoa; Chordata; Amphibia; Anura; Pipidae
Product: provisional ortholog of protein kinase N1
Exons: 13
Coding region: 19-1230 (403 amino acids)
Molecular function (GO): kinase activity; ATP binding; transferase activity
Source: RefSeq, a predicted model, not a curated record